CAAACCCCAAUCUCUUAAGCCCCUCUUAAACCUCCACCUUAUCAUCCCAUUUCACCUCCACCACCACCACCACCACCGUCACCACCGCAGCUUCCACCGUCUCAUUGUAUCAAAAUGCCGCACCAAUUGAACUGAAAAAAACAUCUCUUCUACCUCAUACUUGAUAAUGGCAACUGUGGACAUAUCUACCCCUCUUGUCUUCAAACUCAACCGCCACACUUCCACCUCCAAACUCUCUAAUUUCUUCAAUCUCAAACAUCCUUUUCUCUUCAAUUACCACAAACACACUCGUCGGCGCCGCCCAUUCUCAAUUUCCGCAACAGCAGCUUCCAUUUCCAUUCCUACCCCCACCACCGCAAGAACAACUCUCCCUGCUCAUUUCAAACCCCAGAAGGGCAACAUUGCCAAUGAUCAUCACCAAGACUCCAUUUCCAUCCUCAACGAAAGAAUUCACCGCGAGUAUAGCCGAAGAGAAGCCACCUCCAGACCUCUACUGGACUCCAAGGAGGCUGAAAAGUACAUAAAAUUGGUGAAGGAGCAGCAGCAGAGAGGCUUACAGAAGUUGAAAGGGGAGAGGGAGAAUAGUAAAGGGGGUUUUAGUUAUAAGGUUGAUCCUUAUUUGCUAAUUUCUGGGGAUUAUGUUGUUCAUAAGAAAGUUGGAGUUGGGAGAUUUGUUGGGAUUAAAUUUGAUGUUUCAAAGAAUUCUAGUGAGCCUAUUGAGUAUGUUUUUAUUGAGUAUGCUGAUGGUAUGGCUAAGCUUCCCCUUAAACAGGCUUCAAGGAUGUUAUAUCGUUAUAGCUUGCCAAACGAAAAUAAAAGGCCUCGAGCUCUGAGUAAAUUGAAUGAUACUAGUACAUGGGAGAAGAGAAAGACGAAAGGGAAAAUUGCAAUUCAGAAAAUGGUUGUUGACUUAAUGGAACUGUAUUUACAUAGGCUGCGACAAAGAAGACCUCCCUACCCGAAAAGCCAUGCCAUUGCUGAAUUUACUUCUCAAUUUCCAUAUAAAGCCACCCCUGAUCAGAUACAGGCUUUCAGUGAUGUUGAAAGGGAUUUGACUGAGAGAGGAACUCCUAUGGAUCGGUUAAUAUGUGGAGAUGUUGGAUUUGGUAAAACAGAAGUUGCUUUACGCGCCAUCUUUUGUGUGGUCUCAACAGGAAAGCAGGCUAUGGUUUUAGCACCGACAAUUGUUUUAGCCAAACAACAUUUUGAAGUUGUUUCAGAGAGGUUUUCCAAUUAUCCUCAUAUCAAGGUUGGACUUCUAAGCCGAUUUCAGACCAAAGCAGAAAAAGAGAUGUAUUUCAACAUGAUAAAGAAUGGUGAUUUGAACAUUGUUGUAGGGACUCACUCGCUCCUUGGAAGUCGUGUUGUGUAUAAUAAUCUAGGUCUUCUUGUGGUUGAUGAAGAACAGAGAUUUGGAGUUAAACAGAAGGAGAAGAUAGCUUCUUUCAAGACUUCAGUUGACGUCCUUACUCUUUCUGCAACACCUAUACCACGGACGCUUUAUUUAGCAUUGACUGGAUUUCGUGAUGCGAGUUUAAUUUCAACUCCACCUCCUGAAAGAGUUCCUAUAAAAACCGCUCUUUCAGCAUACAGCAAAGAAAAGGUAUUAUCAGCAAUCAAAUAUGAGCUCGAUCGUGGUGGCCAAGUAUUUUUUGUUUUGCCUCGUAUAAAAGGGCUUGAAGAAGUCAUGAGUUUUCUGCAAGAGUCAUUUCCAAAGGUUGACAUAGCUAUUGCACAUGGAAAGCAAUACUCAAAGCAGCUUGAAGACACCAUGGAUAAAUUUGCACAAGGUGAAAUUAAGAUUCUCAUAUGCACAAACAUAGUGGAAAGUGGACUUGACAUCCAAAACGCAAACACCAUCAUAAUUCAGGAUGUUCAGCUAUUUGGCCUGGCACAGUUGUAUCAGUUACGUGGAAGAGUGGGCCGGGCAGAUAAGGAAGCUUAUGCACACUUAUUUUACCCAGAUAAAUCAUUGCUGACUGAUCAGGCAUUGGAAAGGCUUAAAGCUCUUGAAGAAUGCAAAGAACUUGGACAAGGCUUCCAACUUGCAGAGAGAGACAUGGGCAUAAGAGGCUUUGGGACCAUAUUUGGUGAGCAACAGACUGGGGAUGUUGGGAAUGUAGGAAUUGAUCUCUAUUUUGAAAUGCUUUUUGAGAGUUUAUCAAAGGUUGACGAACACCGUGUAAUUCCGGUUGCUUAUCACUCCGUACAGAUUGAUUUAAACGUGAAUCCUCAUCUUCCGUCGGAUUACAUAAAUUAUCUGGAGAACCCUAUGGAAAUUAUUGGUCAAGCCGAGAAAGCUGCAGAGAAAGAUAUAUGGAGCUUGACGCAAUUUACAGAGAAUCUGCGUCGGCAGUUCGGAAAGGAGCCCUACUCCAUGGAAAUUCUGUUGAAGAAGCUUUAUGUAAGGAGAAUGGCUGCAGAUCUUGGGAUUACAAGAAUCUAUGCUUUAGGAAAGAUGGUCGGCAUGAAAACAAAUCUGAGUAAAAAGGUUUUUAAGCUGAUGAUAGAUUCAAUGACAUCAGAUGUUCAUCGAAACUCUCUAGUAUUUGAUGGAGACCAAAUAAAGGCAGAACUUCUUCUGGAGCUUCCGCAAGAACAACUGCUAAAUUGGAUCUUUCAAUGCUUGGUAGAACUUCAUGCUAGCCUUCCCGCCCUUAUAAAGUAUUAAGUCGGUGUACAGAAUCAGCCGCUCAGUUAUGACUUUCCCGCUCUAAACUAACUAGUAACCAUUCUAUAGUUCUGUUGAUGAAUAUAAAAAGGGAAACUAUGCACAUCAAAUCGCAAGACUUUUGCGUUCAUUCAAUUCUGGUUUGAAAUCUACACGAGGCUGUUUUAAAAAUGAGAAUCAAGAACAAGCUCCAAGAUUCCAUAAGCAUGCGAAUCGCAAGGGUCGCUGUGUCAGUGGUAUUUCUUCAUCCAAGAGGAAGUUUUCACCCUUCCUGCAGAAUAAAGACACCGCCACUUAUGCAGUACGAGCAAGAUCUAGUCCCCGGAUUCUGAAAGAGAAGUGCAACAAUGUUUUUGUCUGACAUCAUUAAUGCAAAGAAGCUUUAGCAUGGUUGAUUUGCAGAACCCAUCUGGAAAUGGGUCCUCUCAAAAAGAAUGUGAAUUUUAGUUGUUUUGGAGUAUGUGCGUGUACAUCAAAUAUUUUACAGAAUUUCCUGGAAAAUACUCGAAGUUGGCUGAUUGUUUUGAGCAUGUUUGGCGUUAUAAAUGGGACUAUUUUUGUUUUCAAUAUUAUUGUUAGCAGCGAGUAAAGCGAUACAUACGGUGAGAAGGUGUUCAUCUAGAUGUUCGAGUGUGUCUCCUAAUUUCUCGACUCGAAGAUUUAUUAAAAAAAAAGAUGAAAAAGUAGAUAUGUAAGUAGUAGUUGGUUGAUGAAUGGAUGUGGAGACACAACUCAGCAAAUGCCAUGUUUUCUCAUUGUCCGGUUUGUUUCUUUGCUUUUUUUUUGUUUUUCCCUAUUUAUUAAGGGAGGAUUUGAUGGAGAUCAUUAGGAUGAACAAAUGGUGGAUUUGAUUACACUGACCAAUAUAAUAAAAACAGAACUAUUUUGUCUUUUUAA
This is a messenger RNA of Mercurialis annua (annual mercury), 3568 nucleotides long. Its product is annotated as ATP-dependent DNA helicase At3g02060, chloroplastic. Lineage: Eukaryota; Viridiplantae; Streptophyta; Magnoliopsida; Malpighiales; Euphorbiaceae. The transcript is spliced from 15 exons. Gene Ontology annotation, molecular function: nucleic acid binding; ATP binding. Gene Ontology annotation, biological process: DNA repair. Bases 167 to 2671 code for a protein of 834 amino acids. The record is from RefSeq and is a predicted model, not a curated record.